Messenger RNA from Dujonia railenensis, 1560 nucleotides. The record is from the annotation of a GenBank genome assembly. Lineage: Eukaryota; Fungi; Ascomycota; Pichiomycetes; Serinales; Debaryomycetaceae.
AUGUCAGAUCUCGAAAAGGCUAUGCCUACCGAAGUCAUCGAUAAGAAGGCUUCCUCCGACGAAUCUUAUAACGUCGAAAAGCACGAAGGUGAUGUUGAACAAGCCCCAGGACUUGGAUUUUUCAACAAGGCUGCUCUCUUUUUAAACGCUGAAGUCAAGGGUGUUGAAGUUGUCACCGAUGAAGAAAAGACUGAAGACUCCAUUAUCAACGCUUUGACUAUGUGGUUGUCCGCUAACCUUGUCAUUGCUGCUUUCUCCUUGGGUGCCCUUGGUGUUACUGUUUUCGGUUUAACCUUCUGGCAAUCCUUUGUCGUUAUUUUGUUCUUCACUUUGCUUGGUUCCCUUCCUGUUGCCUUUUUCUCCAUUUUUGGUCCAAAGUUAGGUUUAAGACAAAUCUUCCUUUCCAAGUUUCUCAUUGGACAUGUGACCAUGAGAAUCUUUGCCUUUAUUAACAUUGUUGCUUGUGUUGGUUGGGGUGCUGUUAACAUUAUGGCCUCUGCUCAAUUAUUGCACAUUGUCAACAACGGAUUAUUACCACCUUGGGCUGGUUGUUUGAUCUUGAUUCUUUUGACUAUCUUGGUUACCUUUUUCGGUUACCACGUUAUCCAUCUUUACGAAAAAUGGUGUUGGAUUCCAAAUGCCAUCAUUUUCCUUAUCAUUAUUGUGAGAAUGGGUAUGUCUGAUACUUUUACCGGUGUUAACGCCGAUGGUGAAAAAUUCCCAGGUGGAGCUGCCACCAUUGGUGGUGUUAUGUCUUUCGGUGGUACUGUUUACGGUUUCGCCACUGGUUGGACCACUUAUGCCUCUGAUUACACUGUUUACCAGCCAAGAAAUGCCAACUCUACCAAGAUUUUCAUUGCCAUCUUCUGUGGUUUAUUCUUCAGUUUGGUUUUCACUUUAACUCUUGGUGCUGCAUGUGCUACUGGUACUUUAACCAACACCAGAUGGGCUGAAUUGUACGAUAACUACUCCAUUGGUGGUUUAUGUUACGCUAUUCUUGUUGAAGAUCAAUUACAUGGAUUCGGUCAAUUCUGUUGUGUUCUUUUAGCUUUAUCUACUGUUGCUAACAACAUUCCAAAUAUGUAUUCCAUUGCCUUGUCCGCUCAAGCUUUCUGGUCUCCAUUAAACAAGGUCCCAAGAGUCUUCUGGACCAUUGCUGGUAACUUCGUUACCUUAGCUAUCUGUAUUCCAGGUUACUACCAUUUCGAAGCAGUCAUGGAUAACUUCAUGAACUUGAUUGGUUACUACUUGGCUAUCUACCAAGCUAUGUGUUUCUCUGAACAUUUUAUCUGGAGAAGAGGUGAUUUCUCAACUUACGACUACAUGAACUCCAACGAUUCAUCAAAAUACCCAGUUGGGUACGCUGGUGUGUUCGGUUUCUGCUGUGGUGCUGCCGGUGUUGUCCUUGGUAUGGAUCAAACCUGGUAUGCUGGUGUUCUUGCCAAGAAGGUUGGUGACCCAGCUUAUGGUGGUGAUAUUGGUUUUGAAUUAGCUUUUGCUUUCGCCGCUCUUGGUUUCAAUGCCGUUAGACCAUUAGAGAAGAAAUACACUGGUAAAUAA